Molecule: messenger RNA, 2091 nt
Organism: Daldinia caldariorum
Lineage: Eukaryota; Fungi; Ascomycota; Sordariomycetes; Xylariales; Hypoxylaceae
Product: cytochrome P450
Exons: 2
Coding region: 291-1838 (515 amino acids)
Molecular function (GO): heme binding; iron ion binding; oxidoreductase activity, acting on paired donors, with incorporation or reduction of molecular oxygen
Source: RefSeq, a predicted model, not a curated record
CGCUUACAACGCUGUCAUUGAGCCAGCAGCUUUGUGACCUGCGAACAUCCAACACUAAUUACACCCAACACCAAUUGCAAGCCAUGCUAUAAUCCUUAUAAAGAUUUUGGUACAAGGUAGAUAUAUAAUCCCAUCUCAAUUCAAAUUUUGCUAUUCAGAAAGAUAAAUCCCGGUCGCUUUACGAAUGGAGCUAGCCCCUCCAAUUAGACCGAAUCACAUGAAGCUAUUUACAUAGGUACUGAAAGUAUAUAACACCGAGGCUACUCCCAAACGCCCAAGGGUUGAUUAAUAUGGUUCUCCUAGAAGGGUACGGGCUACUUUGGCUUGGAUUACUUGGGGCUCUUCUAUGCUAUCAACUCGUAUUACGGUCUCCAAUUAUUACACGAAAUGGUGUUCCUUUAAGAAAGCCACCAAAUACACUACCCAUUGUAGGCAAUGGAAUCCUCUUCCUCCGGCCACGCCAGAAGCUAUUUGCCUGGUUCGUCAAGUGCGAAAGGCAAUUUGGCAACGAGACGUUCCAGAUUAGCGUCCCCACGCUGCCUCCAGGUGUGGUCAUCAACGAUCCUAAGAACUUAGACUACAUCUUCAAGAACGAAGGUAUCUUCUCUAAAGGCGACUUAUUCAAAAAGCUGUCUUGGGACUUAUUUGGGAAUGGGAUCAUCAAUGUGGAUGGUGAACUAUGGAAGGCUCAGAGGAAAGCUGGCCUAGCAUUUCUCAAUGCCUCCAAUUUACGAGUCCUAACAGACAUCGCGCUACCGCGGUAUCUCGGCCACGCUGUAGAAUACCUACAAGGACAGGCUCGUGCCAGAAAAGUGGUUGACUUACAAUAUGUGUUUCACGAAAUUACAAGCCAGCUUAUGGGAAAGAUGGCUUACGACAUGGAGAUGCAUGCUAAUGAUGACUUCACCGUUGCUUUUGACUACGCCUCAGGCGUGAUUACUGAACGCUUCCAAAACCCCUUGUGGUUUAUUACGGAACGUUUUACCGGUUCUAAGUUCAGGAUGGCACUCGAUACGAUACGCAGUUUUGGUCAUAAGAUUGUACACAGCGCUGCUGAUCCAAAAACCAAGAAACAGGGUGACCAUAUUACCCCGGAAUCGACCCAUGAUAAAUUAGACGAGGUGUCUGGCAGCUUGAUCCAGUCGCUCCUGGAAGUUUUUGGCGAUAACCAAGAAAUCGUAUCCGACUCCGCCUUGAAUUAUCUAUCUGCUGGUAGAGAUACUGUUGCGCAAGCACUAACGUGGUGCAUAUACCUCCUUAUGCAACAUGAAUCCGUCAUCGAAGGUAUCCGUAAUGAGGCACGGGCCUUGCUAGAGAAUACCCAGGAAACAUUAUUAUCAUCCGGCAGUAACGACGGGUUCGUCAACUCCACCACUUUCACACCCUCAUCGCUACCGUACACCAUGGCAGUCUUCUACGAGACCUUACGUCUAUACCCACCAAUUCCGUUUGAAAUCAAGCAAUGCGAGAAGCCAACCACAUUACCCGACGGUACUUUCCUUCCGGAAAAGUCGAUAGUAUUUUGGUGUACCUGGGCUAUGAAUAGGUCAACAACCAGGUGGGGAGACGAUGCCGACUCGUUCCGACCUGAGAGAUGGCUUACUGCGGACGGAAAGCUAGUUACGAAAAGUGCUACCGAGUUCCCGGUCUUCAACGGUGGCCCGCGGUUAUGCCUUGGGAAGCGAAUGGCGGAACUAUUAGCUGCUCAAGUCAUUUCGACGGUAUUACUAAUGUUUGACUUCACGCCGGCUUAUGGAAACGAGAGAGUUAGCAAGAGCAGUCUUACAUUGCCGAUGAAAGGCGGUUUGCCGUGCCUUGUAAAGUCCAAAGCGCUUUGAAGUAAUUGCCUAAGGUUAUUUAUCACAAGCAGUAAUGUUAUUCAGACUUAACCAGCUAUGUCAUGCUAAUUCCAAGUUCUCGGAACCUUUUUAUAUACCAUUCCUUUUCAUAUACCAUUGUUAUUUAGUAUCGCAUGAAGUGCACUUGUACAGAAGGAAUUACGCAAAAUGGCGCAUAUUAUCAAAAUUCAGCUACCCCUAUCUGGACCACAUAUAUACAGAAGCAAAAACGAAACGUAAAUAUCAAGUCCGA